AGCCAGGUUUAAAGGCAGUUUUGUAAAAAUGAGGGUCCCGGAGCAUGGCAAGAUCCAAAAAGCUGCGGCUGUUUGAGGCAAUAUGGCAGUGGCAGCACAUAGCCUCUGCCUCAGCCAAUCAACACAGCAGCCGUUGGGGGGCCGUUGGUGGAUGGGCUCCAUUCUGAGGCCUGGGCCUGGUAGCGUGGGCUGCAGUCGGUCAUAAGGAGAAGGCGUGAUGUUCUACUGCACAAAACAGCUUGAAGUUGUCUUGUUUAUGUGAAGGAGGUGGCUGUGGGAGCCUGAAGGACGAGCUGUGUGGAUCAUUUCUGACAAGGACCCAUGGAGCUGCAGAAGGAUGAUGUUAAAAGCAAACAGCAGUGCCUCGUGCGCACCUCCUUGCUAAGCCCUUAUCCCAAGGAAGCCCAGGAAAGCAUCUACAGAGGCCUUGCAGCAUUGUCAGAGGAAAGCUUGCCUUACUUGAGUACGUCUUUAGAUGCAGAUAUUGACAUGUAUAACAUGAGAAUGAGAACCUGCACUGCAGAGGUAGACAAAAGUGAGACGGAAGCUGAUGUGCUGAGAGUGUGUGAUGGUGGUACAGAUUCCACCUGCGGGCUGUGCUAUGGUGGGAGUCAUGUCCAAUUGGGUGAAGAUUCACAGCUGGAGUACAUCAGUGCGAAUGAAGAAGGCUUUGAUGAUGGGAAUAGCUCAAGAGAGUUUCCUGAGCAAAGGGAAGCUGAGCAUUGUACGGGUGCAGAAGCAGCUAUGGCAGAGCUUCCCCAGCUGUUCCACAACUCUCUGCUGGUUGGCAGUGCUGUGGCUUGUGAUCAGAAGGAGGAGCAGGCAGCAUCUCUCAGUGGUCUUGCUGGACAUAUGCUUGACAAUAACGCAUGCAGGAGUACAGAAAGGAGUUACCUAAAUCUGCUUGCCAUUCACCAUUCAGAGGUGAAAGAUGCUUCCUCACCUGAUAGCACACAGCCCCAACAGAACCACAGGUGUGUUCACAGCAACUUAGCAGAGGGAGGAUGCCCUUCACUGUCACCAAGGGAAAGGGCCCCAGCAAAAACCACAGAGCUUUGCAAAAGGGCAGGGGACUCUGAGUUUUACAGUUGUGAGGAUCCCCUCCUGCACAUGUGCAGUGCCAGCUGCGCUUACCGUGCUGCAAAGGUGGAUGAGAACCGGCGUCCGGUCCCUGCAGUUCUCUCUAUCAAGGAUCUCUGUUCUGGGGAGGAAGCCUCAGGCAAAUCAUGCAGUGCAAAGACCUCCCUCAACCUGGAGUGUUGUGAAAGCUUGGGAGAUGUGGUCGGUCGUUCUAAAGUGAACCAGGCAGUCGAUGCGAGUUGUGAUUUUAGAGUUUGCUUUACAACCAGCAGAAGUACCAGUGCUCGAGUUCCUCUCUCAUCCAGGGCAAUUAAUACAGAGGUGACAAUGAUGAAUGAAUUCAGGUGUGUGGGUUCGCCUGGGGAAACUCGUGCCACUGUUGCUGGCAGUACAGACCGGCUGUCUGGACCUGGUCCUACAGAGGAAAUGGGGUCACAGCUUGCUGAUGUGCACCAGGAUGGCAGCGCUGGGGCAAAUGAAAGUAGAUCACAAGACAAGGAACAGAGGGAAUCCAAAGCUGAGUUGUGCAGCAGCUGUUUAAAGAUAAUGGCUGACAGGCCAGCACACAUCAGCAAAGACACUGUGAAGGAUUCUGUGUCAGUCUGUCAAAGUCUACUGCAGAGAGCUAUUGAAGCAGAACUGCAGGUUCUGAACGCUCACUAUCAGAUGUGCUACCGACACUGCUUGAAGAUCCACAAACUGGCUUUGGAGGAAAAAGCAUGUUUUGGCAGAUACUAUGGAAAUACUUCUGCUAAUACUGAAGUAGAUUCAACUGUCACAUCAGUUUUGGAAGAGCUGAAUAAGAAUUACAGCAGUAUGAGAGCAAAAAUACAAACGGGAACACCUUUGAGCACACUUCCACCGCUGUCAGUCGAGAUAAAGUCAUUGCCCAUUGUUUCCUCUUAUGUCCCAUGCCAGUUAUUCGGGGAGGAACUUCACCAUGGUUCUUUUUCAGGCAUGAGAAAAGCAGGUUUUGAAGCUUCAGGGUUGCAGGAAAUCAGAACUCCUGUCUACACGGAGAGUGCACAGACCACAUGUUUAACUGACAGCCAGCAGCCCAGUGACUCUGCUUCCUCCAAGGUGUCCCAGGAGCAGCUUAAAGAGCAGGGUGUGCAGCACGGAUCUGUGAGAAACAAAGAAUGGAACGAAUGCUGGUUUGAUGCUAGAGAGGACUUUGCAGUAACAGAUUUGUCACUAGUAUCUGAAGAAGUGGGGAAGCACCCAGAGAAACAAGACACAGUUGGUUUAAGAGGAGCAAAGAUAACAGAGGGUGCAAAUGAGUGCACAUUUGUUUGCAUUGGUGGCUUGAGUUCAUCUGUGUCAGAGGAUGAUCUGAGAUCGCAUUUCCAGAAGUACCAGAUCUCUGUCAUUCUGCUCUGUGAGGAUUCUGAUAACCACAGAUGCGCAUUUCUUGGCUUUAAAGACACCUCCUCAGCAAAGUUAGCAGUGGAAAAAAUGAACAAGACACAAAUGAAAGGAAAACCAAUAAGUGUGGAGCUUGUCAGCAAUCCAUCAGAGAACAGAUCUUUGGCUUCCAACAUACUUGGGAAGAAGCUUUGGUGCGAAGCUCUCUCUGUUGCUAACAGUGCAAGCAGAGAUCAGAGUGAAAUGCUCCCGUCAGCACCUGGUUGUGUGGCAGCACCUGGCACCUCCUCUGCUUCUCAGAAGGUGCCUCUCCAGCCCGGGGCUUCUGCACACACUCCUGGCUCUACACAAGUACCAUCAGAAGCCAGGAGCCCCAAAUCCUCUGCUGAAGGCUCCGCUACUGGAGGAAAUUCCCUGCCAAAAGCACCUGCUGCUCCUGCCUCCACUAAUUCAUUAGAAGCCUUUAUGUCUCCUAAAGCACUGAACUUGAGCAGCUUUGCCAAAUUAAUGAAGAAACUUAAAGACGUUCAUCCAGAAGCCAGCAGAGAUAAAAUCGUGGAUGCUCUGCUGGAGGUGAGGAAGAACAAUAACGGUGUCCUAAGUGGCUUGUCCAUCAGUUCUAUUAUGGAAAGGGCCUCUGUAAUCCUAAGGAAACCAACGGCUGUUUGUACAGGGAAAGGCAGUGGCGAUCAAUGAUGUAAUGAAGAACCGACCACUUCACAUGACAGAUUUUUGCAGUCCAGCUCGCUCCGGGAUUGUUCUGUCCUUCUUGUUUGUUUGAUUUCGUGACAGCUCGCUUAGCAUUGCUGUUUGGUUUGCAGGGAUGUUUGACCGAACAUAGCCCCAAGUUCUUUUCAGCUUUCUGUGCAGACAGAUAUUGAGUAAUUCUUCCCAGUUUGGUUGUUCUGUGUAGUUCCCCCUGUUUCUUAUGAGGUUUUAAGGCUCCCAUUUUAGCACGUUGAGACUUACAGCAGCAGGACUUCUUUCUGCUGAAGCACACAAGCCCCGGCUCCCGGUGCCGCUCCGUGCCAGGCACGGUGAUAGCUGCCAUGCUAACAAACAGCCGGCACGCUUACGUGCUCUCCAGAUAACAGUUCCAAAUAGUGGGCAGAAAUGUCAAGUAUCCUUUUCACGCAAGGCAGGGGAGGGAGAGGCAGCAAGGGCCGGCUUGCAGAUCGCACGGCGCUGGCAGUGCGCUUACAUAAGCCCCGUGCUGCAGCGGCUGCUCUGAGCAGAGCCUUGCCCAGGAGGGCUGGGUCUAGAAGCUUUUCUUUUGGGUCCUAUAGCACUGUGCAGGGGAAAGCCUCUCCCACACAGACCCUCCCCGAGGUCUGCUUUGGGUUGAUACGGGAGCACCCAGCCUUUUGUUUGCCCGUGGAGCUGCUCCCGUGGUUUUACAUCCUCUUCUGGCGACGGAAGGAGAGGCAGCUUAGGUGUGUGCCUGCCGUGGGGCUGAGGGAAGAAGCCAGCACUGAUUGUCACUGGCGGGCGUGUGCUGUCAUACCACUCAUUGCUGUCCAUCUCUGUCCCUUGGCUGUACUUUGCUCCUGGCUGCCCGUGCUGCCGAAAGCAGCCUUACCGUGAAUAAAGGUUGAGAUUCCUUCUGCCCAGAGUUGUGCUGUCGUUUUGCUAUUUCCACCCCUCACUAUUUGCUCUCCCCUCGCCGUGGUGGCAAACGCAUCCCAAGCCCCGGUGCUGCGCUGCCAGGCGCUGCUGCUGCUUUAUCCCGAAGCUGCGGGUCCAGCCUCCGCUUUGGUUUCCUCCCUGCCCGCACCCAGCUGAGCGCUUCGCCCUACCGCAUCCCUAACAGCACACACCGCCCUCCGUGCUCCCUAGUUGUGCAACGAGAUGGGCACGGUGCUUUACGGAGGGAGGCGUUCUGCUGCGACGAGAAAACGGGGAUGUCCGUAACGCAGAGCGCUGCCGAUUCCCGCAGGUGGAGCUGUGCGAACUCGCUUGAUUUCUAUUAACACGAAACAAGCACCAAGGACGGGCACGAUCGCGCCGCAGCUCCCGGCGAGGCGGCAGCCGGGCCCCUUGCUGCUGGCCAUGGCACUGCUGCCCCGCCGCUUCCUCUGCUUCGUGCUGGGUGAGUUGGGCUGCCCCGGCAUCCAGGGGGGAGAGGGGGACCCUGAGAGAGGCUCCUGAACGCGGGCUGUGCGGGCUCUGCCCGCUCCGCGUUGGCUGCGGGGGGAACGGGAAGGAGCGGCCGUUCCCAAGUGCUGAGGAGCGAUGGGAGUUGGGCUCUGUGUGUGCCGCCGGCGAUGCGGUCCGACACGGUCCUCUGUGCGCGGUGGGAUGCACUGAAGAGCGCUCACGUCAGAAGACAUCCCCUGCCUUUCGCUUCCAGUGCAGAAAUUAACGACAGGGAAACCGCUCUAGGAGGGGUCUCUCCGUUUUUUUUCUCCGUUUUGCCAUUUCUUAACCAGGCGAGAGGAGAGGAGCCAGCCAGAAGUGCUCCUUCUGGCCAAUGCUUCUGAGCUGGGGAUGGAUUUGCAGGUGGGAGACAGCCGGUCACUUUGGGAACUCCUGCAUCAGCCAUCUGCUUUCACAAGGCGUGAGGUCUCCUCGAUGUUGGUAGGGUUUCGUGCGCAACAGGUAGAGGAUUGGCUUAUAACCCGAGUAUACUCAUUAAAAACCUUACCACUGUGCUUUGGUACUUUGUGUGAGAAGCAUAUUUAGGAUUGCUUAAAAAAGAAGCUGCACAGUGCCAUGCAGCUGCUCUUGCGUGACACUGAAGUGCUCCUUGAGGAAACAUAGCCUUGUUCUUUCCCCGUUUGCACUUUAGUGCAGGUUUUCUCCUGGUACCCUGCUGAAUAAUGCAUGGGGCUGCACUGGGCUCAUCCCAGCGCUGUCAUUAACUGCACUGCUCUGUAGCUGCAGCUCGUUCAGGGGGAGUUAGGGCAGGCAAAGUGCACUCUGCUCUGCUAGGUGGGACUGUGAGGUACCACUGCCAGCACACAGCAGCUCCUGCUGCUGUAAGAUUUCUGUCUGCAGUCCCUUUCCCUUCUCUAGGGUCACAAAUGUAAGCCGGCUUCUGGGACAUGACCCCACGGGGAGCUCGAGGCAGUGUCCCUCGUGAUGGGAUCCCUGCUGCUUUCCCCUUCCAGGGGUGGAAUUCCCCCACCUUAUUCCUGUGGUCACUCGCAUUGUUCCCAUCUGUGCAGAGCCCUAAACCCAAUCUUUGCUGUUCUUUAACUGGUGAAACAUCCAGGUGGAAGGAAGUCAUGGCCAGGAGGCUUUCCUGGUUUGGCUGCAGGACUUCUGCUCGUUCUUUUACUGCACCUUCCGCCACGUGGUUUGGGUUCAGGGGCUUUGGAAAUAACAGAGCGGGAGCUGGUGGUACUCCAGGCUGCUCUUUUCCAGUUCCAGCACUCACAGCAGGACGUCUGCCUCAGUGUAAGCCACUUAGCUGUGAUAGAUGGCAGCUAAUCCUGGCGCUGAGUUGGGGAUGCAUUUCUUUCGCUGUGUCCUUUUGCAGGCUUUUAUUUUAAAGUAUGUCCUGCUCUAGUUGGGUGAAG
Messenger RNA from Coturnix japonica (Japanese quail), 5966 nucleotides. NCBI's taxonomy places the organism in Eukaryota, Metazoa, Chordata, Aves, Galliformes, Phasianidae. The record is from RefSeq and is a predicted model, not a curated record.